AAUGUUACCUAUUUGAAGAAUAUACAUUGAGGAAAAUUAAUUAAACCGUGAAGAAACAUUUAAUUCAUUACAAAACCAAGCACAAAUAUCCUUAUUGGAACUCUUUUAAGGGUUUAUGCCUUUAAAAGAAGAUUAUGAAGAAAGAAGAAGAUGAGAUGAGGGCAGGACCAAGCCAUAGGGCCAGUGAGGAUUUAGAAGAUUCUGAUUUCAUUCUGAGCUCCCCACGGUCCAAUAAGGGAUCGAUGAGGGGAAUGUACGACGUAUGGAACACGUUACCAGAGGUGAUCAAGCAGGAUCCAUCAUACGAACCGUUUCGGCGCUAUGGUGCUCGCCUGGCCCUCGAGGAUUAUAGCCCCAGUGAUACUAGCAGCGCUAGCAAAAAAAGAAAAUCCCUUAAAUAUGGCGAGGAGUCAAGUUUGACUGUGCCUUCAAUUGUCAUCGACCCAGUGGCAGGCGACAGUCCAGGAUCCUCCCAACUAAAAGAUGAUUCUAGCAGAAAAACUGUUGUUAAGGAUGGCGAAUUCAUCGAAGAUUCAGGAAAAAAGCAAAGUUGCUGGAAUAGAUUCCAUAAUUCAAUCUACUUCCAUUAUUCCAAGAUGACCAUUCUGUGUAGUGUAUGGGUCUUUUGUUGUGGCGCACUAAUGGUGAUGAAGACUUACAAGGACAUAACCACCUACCACCAGAUCUCAAUCCCUGCACACGUCACUCGUGACUAUUGGCUGGAAUGUUCCCCUACAAUGAAAGAGAUCCGACUGGAACUGGAAGGAGCGAUCCUUCCGAUUUAUUAUCGCAACUUGACAGACAAGUUCUUGAGAGUGUGGAUGGAGAUGGUAACACCUAGAUCACGAGUUGAGACUAACAAAGUUGAAGAAGCAAACGUCAUGUAUCGUACAGAAAUAACAGACACAUGGUUAGUCUCAACUGUACUUGAAGAAGUAAUCGAUACUGCUCCUAAAGUUCGUAGAUCAAAAGUUUUGGCAUUACUUGAACCAAACGCCAGUUUUGAAAUGGUGAAUAACAGCAAAACGUGUCUAAGAUUCUCAACAAAUUUGGAUGCAAAUUUUGCUAUCGGAUUGAUUUACGACGCUUCACCUAUCAACAUUAACCAUGGCACUAUCUAUGCAAUUUUAAUUUUGGGUGGACUAUAUUUUUUCAUUAUAGCAGAGCUUAUUCAUCGAACUGUUGCAGCAAUGUUAGCUGCCUCUGUUGCAAUUGCUGCGCUUGCUCUUUGCGGAGAGCGGCCCAGUCACCAGGAGGUGGUGUCUUGGGUAGAUCUCGAGACCCUCACACUGCUCUUUGCCAUGAUGCUCUUUGUGGCAAUAUUCUCAGAAACUGGGAUUUUCGAUUACCUGGCUGUGGUUGCCUACAAACUCAGCUGUGACCUAACAACGAACUUCAAGUGUUUCAGAUUGCUGGGAGGCAGAACUUGGGUUCUCAUCAACCUCCUCUGUAUCAACAUAGUGUUAGUCUCUUCUUUCCUUGACAACGUCACAACAAUUCUACUGAUGACACCAGUUACUAUCAGGUUGUGUGAGGUGAUGAACCUAAACCCUAGACCAGUUCUGAUAGCUAUGAUGGUAUUCUCCAAUAUCGGAGGAGCCAUCACACCCAUUGGAGAUCCUCCCAAUGUCAUCAUAGCUUCAAACAAAGAUGUCAUAAGUGCGGGGGUGACGUUUUCUGUGUUUACUGUCAACAUGGGUAUCCCUCUAAUCAUCAUCAUGAUACUGGUCAAUUUGCAGUUGCGCUAUUUGUUCCGCAACAAGGAAGACCUCUAUGUCUCCCAACCGAGAGAUGUCCAGGGUAAUGAUAUAAAACACGAGAUAUUAAUCUGGCAGCGUGCUGCUGCCUCUCUUUCAUCUUACAGCAAGGAGGAAGACUUUGUACGUGAAUCCGUCAUGAAAAAGGUCCAGGAGCUUUUGAUGGAACUCAAAGGAAAGAUGUUAACUGGCAGCACUGUAAUGGACACUUACAAAGAAGAUAUAGAAGAAUUAUCAAGAAAGUUUCCGAUCCGAGACAAGCAGCUGUUGAUCAAGUCAACAUUCUGCCUUGUCUUUGUGUUUUUGAUGUUCCUGAUGCAGUCGGCACUGGAUCUGAACAUGUCCAUGGGCAGCAUUGCACUGCUUGGGGCUAUAUUGCUGUUGCUACUUGACAGAGACGACAUCGUAGACACUCUGGCCAGAGUGGAGUGGAGCACUCUCAUCUUCUUCACCUCUCUGUUCAUUCUAAUGGAGGGACUCUCGAAGUUGGGCCUGAUUGCCUUUAUUGGUAAUUGCACAGAAAGUGUUAUCGCAGGAGUAUCACCUCCUUACCGGCUUGCCUUUUCUAUCUUGAUGAUCCUGUGGGUGUCUGGCAUUGCUUCCUCCAUCCUGGACAACAUCCCAUUAACUACGAUGAUGGUGCGCAUUGUCGUCGGACUCAGCCAGAAGCAGGAGCUGGACCUGCCCCUGCAGCCUCUGGUGUGGGCCCUAGCCAUUGGCUCUUGCCUCGGAGGAAAUGGAACUCUGAUUGCCGCUUCCUCAAAUUUGGUGUGUGCCUGUGUAGCUGAAAGGCACGGCUAUGGUUUCACUUUUACGGCCUUUUCGAAGAUUGGUUUUCCUGUGAUGAUUUGGAGCAUGACGAUUGCCACAGUCUACCUCAUGAUUGUAUACGUUUGGCUGGGAUAAACUUUCAUUUAUACUUAAAAGUACACAUUUUUGGAGCAUUGAACAAAAUUGUUAAAAGAGCAAUUCUAGGACUGUGAUAAAACUUCAGCAUAAACAUUAUGGUAAUGUAAAAGAUACAGUUUUAAAUUUAAUUAUUGUUUUAUUAUAGCUGUUGUUAUCAAUGUUGAUUUUACAUAUUUUUAAUUAUGUUAAUAAUUAAAUUAAAAUAUACUUAUUUCAA
This is a messenger RNA of Homalodisca vitripennis (glassy-winged sharpshooter), 2883 nucleotides long. RefSeq names its product P protein-like. The record is from RefSeq and is a predicted model, not a curated record. The transcript is spliced from 20 exons. Gene Ontology annotation, biological process: transmembrane transport. Gene Ontology annotation, cellular component: membrane. The coding region runs from base 135 to 2663 and encodes 842 amino acids. NCBI's taxonomy places the organism in Eukaryota, Metazoa, Arthropoda, Insecta, Hemiptera, Cicadellidae.